Molecule: messenger RNA, 711 nt
Organism: Peronospora matthiolae
Lineage: Eukaryota; Oomycota; Peronosporomycetes; Peronosporales; Peronosporaceae
Source: the annotation of a GenBank genome assembly
AUGAUCUCCCGCACCGGUCUCUCCGCCGCCGCUCAGAGCCGCCCCGUCGCUCGAGCACUCUCGACAGUAGCUCCCGAGACCUAUUCGUUCGUCCAGUCACGUGUCGCAUAUCGCAACGAGAUCGCGAGUCUGCGGAAGGAGUUUAUUGAGGAAGAAAAACGUCGCAGGGAAAAACUUGCACGUGAUGCCGAAGCACAGCGGCAAAAGAUUAUGAAGGCCAAGGCAGCUCGUCUGGAGAUCAAACGCCAGCAACAGGCGAUUCGAGCGAAGGAGGUCGCUCGUGAGAAGGCCAUCCACGACGAGAACGUCGCGAAAUAUUUCGAAGAAAAGGUAGUCGUACGUCAGGAGCGAAAUGCCGAGGUGGAACGUCGUCGUGAGGCACUAGUAGCGUCUCUACGUCAACAGAGCACCAAGUGGACGGACCAAGACAACUAUACGGAAAAACUCAAGGAGGAUGUCUUCAUCUACUCUCCGCAGCAGAUCUCCACGCGCGGUUCAUUUGAUCCGUCGAGCGCGUCGGGCAGUGCUGUAUCGUGGCUAGAGAAGCUGCAGCGUAUGAAGCCUGCUGGCAUGCAGACCAGCCACGAUGAAGCUGCGGCAUCGGCUGUUGCAUCGGCAGCUGACGGACUGGAUAUCUUUUCCGCUUCCAGCCAUGUUGUCAAUGAAGAGGAUGUCGUCGAUGCAUCACCAUCAAAGAAGGACAACGAGUAA